GAUGAGGUUGCACCUACUGUGCCUCAUAUUUCUUUCAGCAGUCAUAUACAACAGUUACAGUACAGUACCAAAGGCCUCAUUUUAUUAUUAUAUGCCAGAUGUGGAGUUCGAACAUGCUUAUGGAAUGUACACUUCACCUUUGUCAAGGACAAUAAACGGGUCCGAUGUGCUGGUUACGGCCCCUGAGCACGCCCCUGACUUCAGGAUGGAGGAGACCCCAUUAGUCAGGCACUACCCCUAUUUCUACCUUGAAGAAGAACGGCCAUAUAGAAUAAGUCCUGCGCACAAACAACUAACGAGGUGGUAUAGCCGGGAUAACGCGUAUAACCUUGGGUGCGCGUGCACAACAGUAUUCCGACGAUUCCACCUGCUAGCAGGCUGUGCGGCGAUCUCAACCAGACAUAUUUUAACAACGGCUACCUCAACCGAGCUAAUAUUGAGAACAAGAAGACAUUUCGAACGGAUGACCGAAGUCCUUGGUAUAUGGUAUGAUAUUAACGAUAAUUCGUUUAACAGCAGUUAUUACGCAUAUCCGAAUAGGAUACAUUAUCAUCCAAGGUACGUUAAGCCGAAAGAAGUCAAUCGGUCACAUCCUAUACCAGCGAUGUAUGAUUUGUCUGUAUGGAGUACGACGUAUAAUUUAUAUGGAACUUCAAUGUCACCGAGUGGUGCAUACAUCUGUAAUAGAGGGGGAUCUCACUGGAUGGAAUACGGAUCAUCUGUACCUGGACCUAGAGAGUUGGCCCUGAUAGCAGGAUUCCAAUUCAUAAAGGCUUAUAGGCGAAAGCCCAUGCCCUGGUUCAAAUACGCAGUCAGGACGAGGAAACACACAUACCCGUGCCCGAAGUCCGAGUGGGGUUGGUUCCACUGUAUUCCAGGUGACUGGGCACCACUGGGUUUGGACAGUGGUGCGACUUACUUUCGAUCUUUGGAAGGGCACGGCUGGCGCUACGAUGGCCUUAUUGGAAUGAACGCAGUGUCCAUGAGACUCCGCUCCAUACCAAUAGUCCACUAUUUCACUGUACUGAACACCCAUGAAGUUCUAGAUUUCCUGUACGGAGCAUUCACCGGUCAUUUGCCGUAUGAAUGGUUAGAUCAACGCUAUGAGAAUACGAAAGAGCGGUCUCCAAUAACCAAAAAAGUGCAGGUCCCCAGUCAGUAUGAUCCAGCCCACCCAUACUAUUACGGUAAGGAAAUACCCAAUUAUAAGUGAAGUAAAGGGGUCCCCAUUAAAACAUAAAUGUGAAAUGAGAGCCAAUUUC
Messenger RNA from Ostrinia nubilalis (European corn borer), 1262 nucleotides. RefSeq lists its product as uncharacterized. Bases 2 to 1213 code for a protein of 403 amino acids. The record is from RefSeq and is a predicted model, not a curated record. Lineage: Eukaryota; Metazoa; Arthropoda; Insecta; Lepidoptera; Crambidae. The transcript is spliced from 7 exons.